CAGAAUGUAAUUCUACAAUAAAUUUUUUACACAGGUGUUGAUGAUUUCCAGCAAGUGUUGAUAAUUUCAGACAAGAAUCUUCUUUGAAUUAUCAACUAUGUGGGCAGACACUCUAUUCAUUGUUUUGAUUUCCAUUUGUACUGCAUUUUUUGGAGAAGGCCUCACUUGGUUGUUGGUCUACAGGACAGAAAAAUACCAAAGAUUAAAGGCAGAUGUUGAAAGGCAAUGUAAAAAAAUUGAGAAGAAAAAAGAAGCUGUGGAGCUGUCUGAUAGCCGGCAGAAGAAGAAGCUGGAGCGAGAAGAGGAGCGCCUCAAGACUACCAACAGAGACCUCUCCAUGGUCAAGAUGAAGAGCAUGCUAGCCAUUGGCUUUACGUUCACUGCCCUUCUCUCCAUGUUCAAUUCCAUAUUUGAUGGGCGCGUGGUCGCGCAACUUCCCUUCACGCCCAUCUCUUGGCUCCAAGGACUCAGCCAUAGAAAUCUAAUGGGGGAUGACUACACGCACUGCUCCUUCAUCUUCCUCUACAUCCUCUGUACCAUGAGCAUCAGGCAGAACAUCCAGAAGAUGCUGGGCUUCGCUCCAUCCAGGGCGGCGAGCAAGCAUGGCAGCAGCAUCUUUGGCGCGCAGCCCAACAACGUCCAGAUGUCACCUUACAAGCUAUGAACGUUCCUGCGUCGCCUCGCUGGUGAUGGCGUUCGUCCGAAGGACGAUGUGGUCGCCACUUGUUACUGCAAAUAUUUUGUAAAUCCCAUCUAACAGGUAGCAUUUCGUGUCAGAUACAAUUCAUUUUUUUUCUCACCCGAAGCUGUGAAAGUUGAAUUUAUUUUACGAGUUAAAUCCAUUUAGAGUUCCAUACGUGAGUGACGACGCGAAAGUGGCUUCGUGAUAUGAUGGUGUAGCGCUUGCUGCAAGCCUGCAACAAUAGGAAGUCCUUUUCAUGACUUCUCUUAUUCAUGCGUUGAGUGAUAAAAUUUGUUGGGAAUCUAUCCCCUACUUGAGUAUUCAUGAUCAUUCUAAUGAUGAAUCACGAUGAAAAUACCUUUCCGUUUCAACAUUUUCAGUAUAGUUUUGUUGAAUUUUUCUGUCGAUUGCGAGACUAAUUUUAAUCGAUAUCCUCGUACCAAGCUUGUGACUAAUGUGUCCUAUGAAUUUUAUUGAUGUUAUCUUUCCUAUUGCUUUCUCAUCCAUCGAUUUUCAAUAAAUAAGUUUAAUGUUA
Hyalella azteca is the source of this 1217-nucleotide messenger RNA. RefSeq names its product calcium load-activated calcium channel. Gene Ontology annotation, biological process: endoplasmic reticulum calcium ion homeostasis. NCBI's taxonomy places the organism in Eukaryota, Metazoa, Arthropoda, Malacostraca, Amphipoda, Hyalellidae. The transcript has 6 exons. Gene Ontology annotation, cellular component: cytoplasm; endoplasmic reticulum; endoplasmic reticulum membrane. The coding region runs from base 98 to 664 and encodes 188 amino acids. The record is from RefSeq and is a predicted model, not a curated record. Gene Ontology annotation, molecular function: calcium channel activity.